ACUUUGACUCGAGACGAAAAGGGGAAGGCCGUCUCCGAUCAUCGUGGAGUCCGCGGCACAUAAAAGAGGGCCAAGAGGCAGAGAGAGCGAGAGAAGAAGCUCAAGACAGAGAAAGAGAGAAGAAGAAAAAAAGCUCUCAGAUCGAUCGGCAAUGGCGAUGCUCCUGCGAUCUGCCUUUAGCCGCGCGCUCCUCUGGCGAUCAGCAUCGUCUUCACCCGCCCCGGCGGCGUCCGUGGCAGCCUCUCGCCUCUUCAGCAGCAGAACCCCAGCAUCCGCCGCCGGCCCCAACAGCAACGACGACCCGCAGCAGCAGCUCGAGAAGUGCAUCGAGGAGACCAAGGAGCAGCUGCUGCGGCUGUACCUGAGGAAGGCGCCGUCCGCGUCGGAGGUGGAGGCCGACCUCGCCGGCCUGCACCGCCAGUUCGAGGCCGCCAAGGCGCGGCAGCUGGCCCACUACUCGGACCCCGCGGCGGCGGAGAUCUUCGACACGGAGCCCUACGAGGGGGACACCUCCGUCCCGGGCUACUCCUUCUCGGGGGGCACCUACGCCAGGGAUUCCUACUCCGGGAGCGUCUUCAUGGACGAUUCCGGGUCCGGAGACUCGUGGCGUUGACACCGAUCGAUCUAUCGGAUGAUCAUGAUUGAUGCCGCUCUGAGUUGAUUGUAUAUGUUGGUUAAUUAGAUUAAUUGAUCGAUGCAAGUAGUACGUGGUUCCAUGCGAGGCUCUGAGGAUGGUCGGCCGAAUUUUGAUUAGGUUUUAGCUAGCACAUGCGGGCGCGGCCGGCCAUUUUUUGUAGCAACUAGUUCGACGAGCACUGUGGAGAACUGGAGAUGAUGGUACCUUAGAGAAUCACAUUGCGUGGUGAAUGUCUGUAAAUCACACAUGUACUGCUGCAGCUGCAUGCAUAUAUGUGAUGGCUGAUCAUGAUUAAUGCCGCUAUCUCAUUAACUUGGUAUUUGAGAAUUACGCAGAAUGGACUGAGGAUUUUGUUAUAACAUCUAUACUCAUUGGGAUCUU
Brachypodium distachyon (stiff brome) is the source of this 1018-nucleotide messenger RNA. RefSeq lists its product as uncharacterized. Lineage: Eukaryota; Viridiplantae; Streptophyta; Magnoliopsida; Poales; Poaceae. The record is from RefSeq and is a predicted model, not a curated record. The transcript has a single exon. Bases 152 to 613 code for a protein of 153 amino acids.